Ustilaginoidea virens is the source of this 1689-nucleotide messenger RNA. RefSeq lists its product as uncharacterized. Lineage: Eukaryota; Fungi; Ascomycota; Sordariomycetes; Hypocreales; Clavicipitaceae. Gene Ontology annotation, biological process: amino acid transmembrane transport. Gene Ontology annotation, cellular component: membrane. Gene Ontology annotation, molecular function: amino acid transmembrane transporter activity. The record is from RefSeq and is a predicted model, not a curated record. The transcript is spliced from 3 exons. Bases 1 to 1689 code for a protein of 562 amino acids.
AUGUCUCAGCAUAGCAAAUACACUGCUAAUAAAAUUGUCCGGGGGCCGCAUUCUGACAGCGUUUUGGUGGACAAUUUCGAUGAUGACGUCGAGAACGCGCAUUGCAACGUCUGUGUGUCCCAUCCGGCCACCAGCGAUGACGGCUCUAUGGAUCCAGACUCCGGUGUCAAAAGAGGACUCCAGAACAGACAUCUGUCAAUGAUGGCUUUGGCCGGCAUCAUUGGGCCUGGUUUGUUGGUUGGCGCGGGUGGCGCAUUAAACAAUGGUGGCCCUGCCUCACUGCUCAUAGGAUUCGCAGUCAUUGGCGUCAUCGCAUUUUCAGUCAUGCAGUCCCUAGGUGAGAUAACAACUCUGUAUCCUGGGGGGGGAUCUUUUGUUUCCCUAGCCGAGCGCACUGUGGACAAAUCCUUCUCCGUUGCCGUCGGUUGGAACUACUUCAUCAUAUGGGCAACAGUGUUAGCCAGUGAAUACAACGUCAUUUGCAGCAUCCUCACUUUCUGGGCUCCAAAAGUUCCCUUGUGGGGAUUCUUCAUCAUCCUCUGGUUCGUCUUCACCGGGUUUCAGCUACUUGGCGUCGAGGCUUUUGGUGAAGCGGAGUUCUGGCUGGCGCUUCUCAAGAUCCUUGGCCUGACAGUGUACUUUAUCUUUUCGAUUGUGUAUGCUGCCGGUGGUCUAGUUGGCCAAGAGGAGCCUAUUGGGUUUCGUUAUUGGCACGAUCCUGGUGCAUUCAACGGGAAUGGAUUUCGUGGCGUGGCAACUGUUUUCGUUUUUUGCUCAACCUUUUACGCUGGUGUGGAAUCCGUUGCUGUCGCAGCUACUGAGACAAGGAAUCCUGGUGUUGCCGUACCCCAGGCAAUUCGGCAGGUCUUCUGGAGAAUCAUCUUCGUGUACAUGGGAUCAGCCCUCUUUUUCGGCAUGACUUGCCCUGCGAAUGCUGAUGGACUGUUGAACGGCGGCGCGAAAGCACUGCAGAGCCCAAUGACGAUUGCCAUACAGAAUGCCGGCUGGCAAGCAGGUGUUCAUCUCGUCAAUGCAUUCAUUCUGGUCACCUGUCUAUCUGCCAUCAACUCCUCAAUUUACAUUGGUUCUCGAACUAUCUUGUACAUGGCACAGUCCGGCAAAGCACCUCGUUUCAUUGGCUGGACUAACAAACAGGGAGUUCCCGUUUGGGCCAUACUCAUUACCAACGCCGUUGGCUCCAUUUCAAUGAUGAACGUCUCCACGGGAGCAUCCAGGGCCUAUGGUUACAUUGUCAACUUGUCGGGCGUGAGCACUUUUUUGGUAUGGGGAAGCAUUAGCUUCAUACAUAUCCGCUUCCGUCGAGCUUGGGUCGCGCAGGAUCGAAGCCUGGGAGCGAUUCCCUUCAAGAGCAUGUUCUAUCCUUUUAUUGCCUACUUUGGUCUAGCAGCCAAUGUGUUCCUUGCUCUUGUUCAAGGAUGGACGACAUUAUCUCCUUUUGACGCAGGCGCGUUUGUCGACGCAUAUAUUCUGCUGCCGCUUUUUGGAGUGAUGUACCUCUGUGGUAAGUUGUAUUGGAGAGGUGAGGACAGGUUGAAGAGAAGCUGUGAGAUGGAUCUCGACAGUGGAAGGAGGGCUGAUUUAGACGGUAAGGGAGUUGUCUCGGGGGAUGAGGCACGGCCAAGCAGCAGUAAAGUACCCUUGUGGGAGAAACUGUGGAGUGUCUUGUAG